Molecule: messenger RNA, 1937 nt
Organism: Purpureocillium takamizusanense
Lineage: Eukaryota; Fungi; Ascomycota; Sordariomycetes; Hypocreales; Ophiocordycipitaceae
Exons: 4
Coding region: 1-1743 (580 amino acids)
Biological process (GO): transmembrane transport
Molecular function (GO): transmembrane transporter activity
Source: RefSeq, a predicted model, not a curated record
AUGGACAUGGAUGAGAAGAAGACGAUUACUACUACUACUACUACUACUACUGCCGUGCAAGGGACGCCUUUCCGCCCAGAGCUCAGCGACAGCAGCACCGACAGGAGCAGCGGCGGCGGCGACGACAUCACCACCGCGCACGAAGUCGUUCUCGGCAAAGAUGGCUUCGAGCUCUUCCCCCAGCCGGUGGCCGGCGACCCCCUCGAUCCGCUCAACUGGUCGUGGGCCCAGAAGCACUGCAUCUUGGCCAUCAUCAUGGCUCUGUACUUCAUGUUCACCUACAUCACCACCACCACCGUCCCCUCGUUCCCCGCCCUGCAGGCCAAGUACGCCGCCUCCCUCGCGCAGCUCAACUGGACCGUCGCCGUCCCCGCGCUCGGCCUCUCCCUCGGGCCCCUCCUCUGCGCCCCGCCCGCCGACACCCUCGGCCGGCGGCCCGUCCUCGUGCUCGGCACCGCCGUGGCCCUCGCUGCGACCGUCGGCGCCGCGCUCGCCCCCGGAUACCCCUCGUACGCGGCGGCGCGCUUCUUCCAGGGCCUGGGCGUGAGCCCCGCGUCCAACGUCGGGCUCGCCGUCGUCAACGACGUCUUCUUCGCCCACGAGCGCGGCGCGAAAGUCGGCCUGUGGGUGCUGGCCAUCGACCUCGGCUUGCUCGUCGGGCCGCUCGUCGGCGGGUUCGUCGUGGGCCUGGAGGCGGGGGAUGUCUGGGUGCAGUGGCUGGCGGCGAUUUUCUUUGGCGUCAUAUUGCUCGCCGAGGUGGCUUUCUUGCCUGAGACGCUGUAUCCCCGCCAUCACAUGAUGAUGGUGAUGCGUUCUGCGCGGGCGAUGGCGCGGCAUCAUGGUUGUUCGCCGCCGCCGUCGCCGCCGCCGCCGCCGCCUGUGGAGGGAGACGGAGAAGAGAAGCCGUCCACCGUCGAGACAGGGAACAACAGGCUGCUGGUGGCUGGCGACGUCGUUGCCCGGACCAAGAGCCUCGCCUUCGCAAACGUCAAGCCCCUGCCGGGCAUCGCGCACCCCAAGCCACAUGACACCGUCGUCCGCUUCCUCAAGACGUUCAAGUACGCCGUCGUGCCCAUAUCGGUCAUGACGUACUGCUUCGGCUGGUACUGGUGGGUGCUGUCGGUGGUCACCGUCCUGCCCAUGGCGUACGCGACGUUUUCGCCUCGAAGCCAAGGGUUGCUCUACAUCGGGCUCAUUGUCGGAACGCUCGUCUCGGAGGUCUUGUGCUCGGGCAGCUUGAGCGACUGGCUCAUCGUCAAGCUCGCCCAGCGCCGCGGCAGCAGCCUCGCAAACACGCCCGAGAUGCGCCUCUGGCUCGCCUACCCCGCCGCCAUCCUGACCGCCGUGGACAUGGUCCUCUGGGGCGUGAGCGUCGACCGAGGCUACCACUGGAUCGUCGGCCAAGUCGCCCUCGCGCUGUUCGGUGCCGGCAUCCAGAUGGGCAACACGGCGGUGUGCUCGUACAUCUUCGACGCAUACCCGAGGCAGAGCAUGUCCACCAUGACCUUUUACGCCGUCAUGCUCAACCUGUCGGCCUUCGUCGACCCCUUCUUCAUCGUCCCGUGGGUGGAAAGUGUCGGUUUCACCUGGACUUUUGCGGGCCACGCCAUCAUCACCGUCUUCUUUUGCGUCCCCGUCAUGGCUGCGUUGCAUCGGUUCGGUCCGUGGCUGAGGGACAAGUCCGGCACGCCUUCAUGGGUGAACCCCGAAUUGAGCAGCCACGCUUCCCCGGUAGAAAGCUGAGUGGACCUGGUUACAGCAGCGAUGUGGUUGGUACGGCUAGACACAAGACGAGUUACCGAGAGACACAUGUACUUGUUUGAAUGGUUCAUAUACGUGCGUUAUGGUCAUCCUAUGGCAUGGGUAUAUACGUCAUUGCACCUAGGUCGAGUGGCACGAGCUGGUAGCUGGCCUGUGUACCAACUCUAUACAUAGAG